This is a messenger RNA of Protopolystoma xenopodis, 216 nucleotides long. NCBI's taxonomy places the organism in Eukaryota, Metazoa, Platyhelminthes, Monogenea, Polystomatidea, Polystomatidae. The record is from the annotation of a GenBank genome assembly.
AUGCCUAAGUCUGCAGUCGACUGGAUUAUGAAAGUGGAGCAAUGCUUCCUCCUCCAUACAACCAUGACGGCAGGGGAGGGCAAGAAGUGUCUGGGUGUGCCAGCAGAUGCGGGAAUAAAUGUACCUCUCUUCUACUACCAGUCGGAGGAUGCUUUGAGUAAGCCUUCCACUCAUCCUCGUUUGUUUGCCGUCGGCCAAGUCGUCCCUCUGCCUUGA